UGAAAGCUGAGAAAUCCACGAGAACAACACAUCAUCUAUACAGAUGCCAUGACCAUCGAGCCAAGGCGUCGCUUGCGCACGAAGAUGGCGCCCCCUCCGAGCUAUGUGAGGAAGAGCCUCUUCAAAAUCAAGGAGAAGGCUGCCGACUACAUCGUGCUUGAGAAGGCCUUGGAUUCCCACGAGCUUGAAGAGCUUCACAAGCUCUUGAAGCGGAAGCGCCCGCAGCCCGCCAAAAUGAAGAACGAGGGAGCUGGCGAGUCCGACGACGAGCGGAAGGCACGCUAUGCAGACCGCGACUCGUCGAUCUCGUGGUUUAAAGCCGAGGUGGAAUGCCCUUUGGUAUAUCAAAGGCUUCUGUGCUUAGUAAGGGAGGCCAACACGCAUUGGCCCAUCAUCAAGGUCUGCAAGACUGGAGAACUGGAAUGCACCUACGAGGAGGUGCAGUACUCUGUCUAUGGUCCUGGGCAGCACUUCAACGCCUGGCACCAGGAUGCAUUUGUCAAAGGCAAUGAUCCCGAGGAUGCUCGACAAAUGACGGUUGUGCUCAUGCUUUCAAAGCAAAGUGAGUACACUGGCGGAAGCUUCCAAGCAAAGGUGAAAGGGCCAAGUGGGAAGAAGGUCACACGCGCCAUCUCCUUUGAUGCCGGGGAUGCCUUGAUCUUUCCAUCCAAAAGGCUGAUGCACAGGGUCUCGGUUGUUAAGACCGGCCUGCGGAAGACGUUGGUCUUCUGGGCAUGGGAAAAUGCGUCCUGUAGGUUCUACACUGACAGCAAACGCUGAAGGACGGUCUCACACGAUUCCGUCGAUCGGCCGGAAGCAUUUCGCGUCCCUAGUACCGGCCCGGUCAUGCAGUACUCGGGAGGUCUUUCCAGACGCCUGGCGAGGAA
This is a messenger RNA of Durusdinium trenchii, 887 nucleotides long. Lineage: Eukaryota; Dinophyceae; Suessiales; Symbiodiniaceae. The record is from the annotation of a GenBank genome assembly.